AAUUUCCACAAAAUAUAUAUCGUUCACUCUCUCCCUCCCGCGAUUACAUUACAGGUGCUUUUGGUCCCUCUCUUUCUCUCUCUACCCUUCCCCUGUGUCUGUAUCUCCCUAGCAGACCCUUCGAUUUGAUCCAAUCCGAGAAGUCUAUGUGAAUCUUUCCGUAAUUUGGGGAAAUCUAGGGUUUUUGGUUUAGAUUUUUGUUUCCUUUUCUUGUCUUGUGUUGGUGAAUUGUUGAUUGGAGAUUGUUUUUAUGGUUGUUGAGUCGUUAGGGUUUGUGUGGGCUUGCGGAUCUGAGUAAGGUUUCCUGUUAAGUGGGCGUUUUUUUGGGGUAAAUUUCAAAGAUGUUUUGGCGUAUGACAGGGCUCUCCACGGCGUCGCCGGUGGAAACAAUUUUGGAUAAGGAAAACUUUACACUAGAGGAGCUUCUUGAUGAGGAUGAAAUUAUUCAAGAAUGCAAAGCUCUGAAUGGACGUCUUAUCAAUUUCUUGCGAGAAAGGACUCAAGUUGAACAAUUGAUUCGCUUUAUUGUGGAAGAAGCUCCUGAGGAUGCUGAAAAGAGGCGAUCUUUUAAGUUUGCUUUCAUUGCAUGUGAGAUAUUUACUUGUGAGGUUGAUAUUCUACUCAAAACACUGGUGGAGGAUGAGGAGUUAAUGAAUUUGUUAUUUUCCUUUUUGGAACCAAAAUGCUCGCACAGCACACUGUUGGCUGGGUACUUCAGUAAGGUUGUCAUAUGUCUAUUGUUGCGGAAGACAGUUUCUUUUAUGCUUUAUAUUAAGGCUCAUCAGCAAAUUCUCCAGCAGCUAGUUGACUUGAUUGGGAUUACAUCUAUCAUGGAGGUACUAAUACGUCUGAUUGGUGCUGAUGAGCAUAUGUAUAACAACUGUACGGAGGCAAUGCAGUGGAUAGAAGAAACAGAUGUGCUGGAGAUGAUUGUGGACAAGUUCAGCUCUUCUGAUUCCCAAGAGGUGCACGCAAAUGCAGCUGAAGCUCUCUGUACUAUGACACGAUUUGCUUCUCCUGGUCUUGCUGCCAAAAUCUCCAGCCCAAAUUUCAUUGGAAGAUUGUUUCGUCAUGCUUUGGAAGAAUCACGGCCAAAAUCUGUCCUUGUUAACUCGUUGUCUAUAUGCAUAUCCUUGUUAGACCCUAAAAGGCCAACCUUGGGGACAUAUCAUACAUUUAACCGCCAACUUAAUCAUGAGUCCACAGUAACUGCCAGUCCUGAGACAGUAGAAGGGAUGCUGAAGAGCUUAGGAGAUCUUCUGAAGCUUUUGGAUGUUACAUCUACUGAAAUUGCCUUGUUGACUACAUAUGGGAAAUUGCAGCCGCCUCUGGGAAAGCACCGUUUGAAGAUUGUAGAAUUCAUUUCAGUGUUACUGACAGUUGGAAGUGAAGCUGCUGAGAAGGAAUUGAUUCGUCUUGGAGCAGUCCAAAGGAUUUUAGACUUGUUUUUUGAGUACCCGUACAAUAAUUUUUUGCAUCACCACGUAGAGAACAUAAUAUUUUCAUGCUUAGAGAGCAAGAAUGCUAUUCUUAUUGGACAUGUUCUCCGUGAAUGUAAUCUGGUUGUAAAGAUACUUGAGGCAGAGAAGAAUUGUGCAUUGGUGGCUGACCCAGGCAAGCCAACAAUUCCUGCUGAUGGUAGACCAUCACCGAGGAUAGGGAAUAUUGGACACUUGACACGCAUAUCCAACAAACUUGUUCAAUUGGGGAAUAACAACGGUGAUAUUCUGGCAUGCUUGCAGGAAAAUAGUGAAUGGACUGAUUGGCAUGCAAAUGUCUUAACAAAGCGUAAUGCAGUUGAAAAUGUCUAUCAGUGGGCCUGCGGGAGGCCGACUGCUCUACAAGACCGGAGAGAUAGUGAUGAUGAUGAUUACCAAGAUAGAGAUUAUGACGUUGCAGCCCUAGCUAAUAAUUUAAGCCAGGCAUUUCGAUAUGGCAUGUAUAGCAAUGAUGACAUUGAUGAGGUGCAUGGAUCACUUGAACGAGAUGAUGAGGAUGUCUAUUUUGAUGAUGAAUCUGCUGAAGUAGUUAUUUCUUCUCUGCGUUUGGGAGAUGACCAGGAGAGUGGCUCCCUUUUUACCAAUUCCAACUGGUUUGCUUUUGAGGAUGACAGAAUUGCCAAUGAACGCUCUGCAGGAGCACUUGCUUCUUCUUCGCCUAAUAAUGGAGAAACUGGUGGUGUUAAUGGCGCAGGCAAUGAUGAGACUAUGGUAGGAGAAGGUGACGACUUGGAUGACACUGCAUCAUCUUCUCCUUUGCCUGAUCCGAGUAUAGAUGAUAUGUCAGUGAACAAUUCAUCUAAAGAUGUAGAAGAAACCAUUGCAAAUGAUAAACCACCUGUAUGGGUUGAAUGGAGGGAGACACCAGAUUCCAAUCCUUCCAAUUCCAAAGUAUCUCUCAUGCCAAAUGGUGAGCUUCAAUUGGAUUCAGAGAUUCAGGGUGGCGGUGGUCCUCAUGCUGCUAAGCCUGUAUCUUCCUUAGAUGCAUUGAUAGAUGAUGGUAAUGCUGCUGGAAAAUUGCCAAAAGCAACAAAUGAAAGUCCUACAGGUAAUGAAAAUCCCAGUGUGGACCAUAGUGCUUCUGAUGAUAAGACAACUGUAGAAACUGAAGGAACAGUUGAGGCCAGCAAAGAUGAACAAGAAAACGUGGUUAAGCCAGCAGAGAACUAAAUGUAAAUUCUCAAGAGUCUGUUUCUUGCCUAACUGAUACGCUGCAGCAGCAAACAUUGAUCAGGUGGGAAGAUGAAUACUGAGACGCUGUUGGUUGAUUAGCUGACCAUCUUAGAGCCUCCUGUACAUCAUCGAUGGGCACCGUUGUUUAGUAGGGUUGAUUCUUUUUCCACACCUGCAGAUAUAGUUUGAGCUCUCUCACUCUCUCUCCAAAGUGGUGAUGAAUGGGGUCUUGUUUUCCGCCUUCUCGAUCUGGUAAUCCAAUGCUUUUUAUUAAUUAUUUAGCUUUUAGCUUCUUAAUAGUUGAAUUAGAAACUGGAAUUGUGGCCGCUGGACAUUUUUUUUUAGCACGAUUUAUAUCCAUACAUUUUUUCUUUUUCACAUUAAUGUCAAAGUGUUAAUCAUAGAAUCAUAUCUCAGAUUCCCUUUUAUGUUUCCCUGGCCACUUCUCAUUGCAACGGAGAAGUCUGCAACAGUUCUACUCUCCAUACUUGUGUAAGGAUUUUUGGUCGAGGAAUUGUAUGAUUUUACCAUUCA
This is a messenger RNA of Manihot esculenta (cassava), 3206 nucleotides long. Its product is annotated as serine/threonine-protein phosphatase 6 regulatory subunit 2. Bases 342 to 2669 code for a protein of 775 amino acids. The transcript has 19 exons. Lineage: Eukaryota; Viridiplantae; Streptophyta; Magnoliopsida; Malpighiales; Euphorbiaceae. Gene Ontology annotation, molecular function: protein phosphatase regulator activity; protein phosphatase binding. The record is from RefSeq and is a predicted model, not a curated record.